This is a messenger RNA of Saprolegnia diclina VS20, 5716 nucleotides long. RefSeq lists its product as hypothetical. Lineage: Eukaryota; Oomycota; Saprolegniomycetes; Saprolegniales; Saprolegniaceae. Gene Ontology annotation, cellular component: plasma membrane; voltage-gated sodium channel complex. The record is from RefSeq and is a predicted model, not a curated record. Gene Ontology annotation, molecular function: voltage-gated sodium channel activity; protein binding. The transcript is spliced from 19 exons. The coding region runs from base 28 to 5667 and encodes 1879 amino acids. Gene Ontology annotation, biological process: monoatomic ion transport; transmembrane transport.
CAGAAAGGACAACGUUUGCGACGGUUCAUGGACGAGCCGGCGGCGAAGGGCGGGACGUGGAACCACACGGUGGGCACCGUCGUCCGCGCCAACAUCACGGGCACGUCGGCGCACCACAACAGCAUCGCUCGGAAGGCGUCCCAAAUGCUCUGCAACCCGAUCUUCAAACAGCACGUGUGGGGUCAAGUGCAUCACGCACGGCGCGAGAAGCUCAACGACUUGCACGCCAAGCGCCAAGAGCGAAAGCGGUCGAUGCUCCAGUCGCCUGCCGCUUCGAUUCCCGAGGACGACGACCCGCCGCCACCGCGCCCGACCAUCCAGCCGCGGACGCCGACCACCAAGAGCCCGCCGCGGUCGCCAAAGAACCACGACCCGACGCCCGGUCGCGCGACCAUGCACUUGCGGCCGACUAUGAACCCGCUGGCUCAAAUGGCCUUCAAGUCGAUGCGGUCUACGCGGGAGCGGUCGCCGUCGCGCAUGGCGCCAAGCGAACGCACCGAGAAUGAACAUGCGAUCGCGGCCAAGUCGUCGGGCCCGCCGUCGAUCGAGGCGCGGUUUCGACGGUUUGCCAAGCGCACGCUUCGACGCAAGUACGCAAGCUCUGUGAUUGCGGGGGCAGUCUUGCUCGACACGCUCAUUAUGGCACUGGACUCGACGGGCAGUACGGCCUUGGGCGUCUUGGAUUUUGUAUUGACACUGUUCUUUGCGUUCGAGCUCGCACUGCGCAUCAGCGUCCACGGCGCCUUCCACGGCCACCACCCGCUCAUUCGCAACAAGACGGCGGUCGUGCAGUUUCUGGUCGUGACCUCGAGCUUUCUCUCGUUCUGCGUCUUGGGCUUUGGGACCCUCUCACAAUGGCGCGUGCUCCGGGGCUUGAAAGCCUAUCGGUGUUUCACAGCGGUACGAGGCAUCAAGCGCAUCCUCUCGGCCAUUACCAAGGCGAUUCCGCUCCUCACUAACGUCGGUGUCCUCGCCUUCUUCUUCCUCCUCAUGUUUAGUAUUCUGGGGCUCGAGGCGUUCUCAACUGUCUACGACGGCAUGUGCGCCGUGCAGGGCACGCCCAAUACGCCAUUGCUGACCAACGACACGCGCCUCAUGUACCCUGUGGUCUAUUGCAGCAGCAACACUGGGUGUCCGCCAACCUUUGUCUGCGCGAGCGUCGACAGCUCGGACAACAGCUCCUUUCACUCGUUCCAGAACGGGUUUGCGUCCUUCCUCCUUGUCUUCCAAGUCAUGGUCCUCGACGGCUGGAUCGACUCGAUCAUGGACCCGGCGCUGCAAACGACGUCGGACAUUGCGCUGCUCUUCUUCAUUUUGAUUGUGUUUCUCCUUGUCUUCCUCGUCCUCAACCUCUUUGUCGCGGUCAUAACAACCGCCUUCAUGGGCCACGACGGCGAGUGCAGCACUACCGAGCCGGCACAUGCAAGUGGGCAGCUCGACAUGCGCAAAAUGGGCAAGGAAGACGAAGAGCAACACCUGUACAUGGUGCUCGGAACGACGAUGGCGGUCGAGCAAGCUAGCAAUAGCACACCCCACGACGUGCCGCCGUUGCCUGCACUGCUGUCGGCACAAAGCGAGUCGGACGACGAGUCGAGUCGGCGCAGGAGCACCGCGACGACCGACGGCGAGCUCACGCGCCGCAUGUUUUCUUCGCUGUCGCUGCCGACCGAGACCGUCACCAGCUUUGUGAGCUCGCGAGACCUCUUUGCAUCGACUCACGUCUCGGCGGAAGAGAAGUUUCGGCUUCAUUUGGCCUCGGCGCCCGGCGUCUCGGGGCGCUUUCGCAGAUUUAUCUUGUCGGAGACGUUUGCGGACCUUGUCAUGUUGUGCAUCAUCGUCAACACUCUGGCGCUCAUGACCGAGUACCCCAACAUGGGCGAACCGUGGCAGAGCUUCUUCGACGACGUCGAAUUUUUCUUUUCCGGCGUAUUUACGAUUGAGGUUUUGCUCAAAUUUUACGCCUUCCAGAGCGUUGGCUUGUUUCUAAGUGCUUACGAGCGCUGGUUUGACGCGAUCGUCGUCGGCACCAGCUGUCUCAAGUACACCAACGACGGCGACUUGAACACGCUGUCAUGGAUGGACAAUGUGUCCAUUUUGCGCACGCUGCGGAUUGGUCGGCUCAUGUGGCGCUGGAAAGGCACGCGGAAGCUCAUCGAGUCGGUGCUCAAGUCGAGCCGCGCCGUCUUCAACCUCUUUGUGUUUCUCUUGCUCAUUCUGAUUGUGCACAGCGUGCUGGCGAUGCAGCUCUUUGGCCUCGAGAAGGACAUGCCGCGACGCAAUUUCCAGGGGUUUGUGCAGUCGUUCGUGACGCUCUUCCAAGUGCUCUCGGGCGACGCGUGGGCCGAAGUCAUGGAGUCGAUCCUCGAGCGCGACUCUCUCUUUUUUGCGCCCUUUUUCAUGGUGUUUGUGUUUUUCGGGCAAUUUGUCGUGCUCAACCUCUUUAUUGCGGUGAUUCUCGAAAACUUUGAAAUUUCUGAAGAGGAAGCGUACCAACUCCAGCUCGAGCGCGUUUUGGCGAUCCCGAAAGAGCUCCAAAUGCUCGAGAAAAUCGAAGAGGUCGGCGUCCGCGCCUUCUACGCCAACAACGACAUCCGGCAGCUCGAGAACGUCCAGGACAUCAAAGCCCGGCGGUUCCUUGGCGUGAGCGAGCGCCACGUGCACGCGGCAGUGUCCGUGGCCCCGGCGGACGCGUUCUUGGAGGACAUUGUGGCCCGAAUUGACAAAAUUCUGGCUUCGGCCGCGUUCAAGUGGUUUAUCAUCCUCACGAUCGUGCUGAGUUGCGUCGGCUUGGCCAUCGACGACCCGGUCAUCACCAGCCAGCUCUCGGCCGCUGAGCUCGCCGCGCAAAACGCCAAGAACUACGCGCUGACGUCCGUCAACACGUUUGCACUCGUUGUCUUUGUCAUUGAAUUUGCACUCAAAAAACAUUACAUUGAAGACCCUUGGAACCGACUGGACAUUUGCCUUCUCAUCGUCGCAGUCCUCGACGAAGCCAUUAGCUACGGCACGCAGCGCACGAAGGGCAACAACCUCGUCAAGGUCCUUCGCGUCGGGCGCGUCUUGCGACCACUUCGACUCUUCAACCAAGACGGCGACAUGAAGCUCAUCAUGACGUCGUUCGCUGCCGCACUUCCCGCGGUCCUCGACGUCCUCGUGCUCUGUCUCGGUGUCUUUAUUAUCUUUGGCAUCACGGGCCGGACGCUCUUUUCCCAAAAGAUGUACUCGUGCAACGACACCUCGGUGGCCAACCGCGCCCAGUGCACCGGGUUCUACGAAGCGCUGCCGCUGCCGGCGUCCGACACGCCCGUGCUCAUGCCCCGCGUAUGGGUGCCGUAUCGCGCUCGCUUUGACACGCUGGCGAGCUCGAUGAUUGCGCUCAUGGAGCUCUCGUCCGUCAAGUGGGUGGACACGGCCGAAUUCGCCAUGGACAUUGUGGGCCUCAACGAGCAGCCAAUUCUCAACUACAGCAUGAUCUACAUUGGCUACUUUAUCUCGUUUGUGUUUGUCGGCGGCUUCUUCCUCAUUCGGCUCUUCGUCGGCGUCCUCGUCGAGCAAUUCCAGCGCAACAACGGAACGCAGAUUCUCACACCGAGCCAAAAAUGUUGGGUCGAGCUCGAGCGCCACAUGCUGUUGCUCAAACCACGCUACAGCGUCCCCGAGCCCACCAAUGCGAUACGAAGUCGGUUCUACCGCGUGGCCAAAUCCCAUCGUUUCGAGCAUUUCAUGUCGUCGAUCAUCGUCAUCAACAUGCUCUUCAUGCUGCUCAACCCAACGAAAGCAGCGCAGCAAUGGAAGUUCGCAUUCGAGACGAUCGACAAGCUCUUUGUCGUCUCGUACUCGUGCGAGUUUGCGACCAAGCUCGUGGCGUUCGGCCAACACAUCUUUCGCGAUACUUGGCACGUGUUUGACUUGGUGCUCCUCAUCGGGUCCUACGUUUCGUACUUGCCCGGGAUUUCGAUUCACCAAAUUUCUCAAGUUGGUCGCAUCUUUCGUGUCAUGCGCGUCAUGAAGUUUGUCAAAGUGAGCAAGGGCGUGCGGACCAUCUUCCGGACCUUCCGCGCGAGUCUUUCGUCCAUCGGCAACGUCGUCUUGCUCCUCGUUCUGCUCUUGUACAUCUUUGCCAUCCUCGGGCGCCAGCUGUUUGGCACGAUCAAAUAUGGCCCCAACCUCAACGAAACACAGAACUUCCAGACAUUUGGGAACGCGCUGUUGACGCUCUUUGAUCUCAUUGCCGGUGGCGAGUGGCACCUCCUCAUGACCGACUGCAUGGUGGAAGGCGCCGAUUGCGCAACGAUCGGGACCGACACGGACUGCGGCGAUUACUACGCGGCGUGGGUGUACUACCUCGUGUUUGUCAUUGCGAUCGUCUACAUCUUUCUCAACCUCUUCAUCGCGGUCAUCCUCGAGAACUUUCGGAGCUGCUACGUCAAGGACAUCAGUCCCGUGACGCUCGAAGACUUCGAGGGGUACCAAGAGGUCUUUGAAAAGUACGACCCGCUCCACAAGGGCAUCAUUCCGAUCUACAUGCUCCCGCGCUUCUUGCACGACUUGCCGCCCAACUUGCGCGUGAGCACAGCCGGCAACCGCAUGGCGUACUUGCACCUUCGGUUUGAGAUUGAGCAAGUGCAGCUCGCGCCGUCGACGCCGCAAAGUACCCCGUUCUUCAACGCGCUCCUCCGGACCGUGUGCAUUCACCACAUGGGAAUUCGCGCGCUCUCGUACGAGCAGCAGCGCGACCGCGUCAAGCAGAUCUUUGUCAUCAAGGAGAAGGUCGCGGCCAUGAUCGUCCGCGCCAUGCUCCGCGGCGUCAUCGAGCGCACGCGCAUUCGUGCCAAGCGCGAGACGAUGUACGCGCUCACGUGCACCAAGACCGUGGCCCAUCGACGCAGCGUCGUCUACACCCGGCUCCACGCCCACGACGAGGAAGGAGAAGAGGUAGACAAGGCAUCGAUCGCGAUUCGCGAAGGCUCCGAGGACGACGAUGACGUACAAGUUGAUGCGGUGGCGACGGCGGACGCACCGUUGGUGACGUGUGGCGCAUCGAGCCUCCUGGAUGCCGUUCCGCUGCAAGUCCCGACUGCGCUAUCAACACCGACCCUCAAGAUCGAGGAGGCACCCUUCGAUAUACCACAGCGUCGUCUGCGAGUAUCGGUCGAUGGUGACAUCGUCUCAAGUCAGCCAGUAGCCGACGGGACGAUCACAGUGGAGAGCUCGCCGGCGAGAGACGCCCACAUGCUCUCGGCUACGGCGUCGGCAGUCGACGCCCCCGUUGCUGGCACCGCGACGACGACGGGAGCAACGAUCCAACCGAGCAACUCGACCGAACACAACCUUGCAGCGGAAGCGACGGUGGCGCCUGUGGAGGCUUCAUCUGUGAUGGACGUCGAGGCAACCGGUGCAGCACUAACGAUGAGCAAGUCGGUCGAGCUCGACGGUGCGGAAGGGACAGGCAAGCCAUUGAACGGGAAGAAGAAGGCGCGGCACGUACAUCGGCAUCCGGGAAAGAAGCCCAAAGCAAAUGAGGAAGCAGUCGACGCCAGUGCGUCGAGCGCUAGCGAGGACAACCCGCCGCUUGUCGAGAAGAACGGGGCGCCGCCGGUGGCUGAGAGUGGUCUGCGUCCGCUGCGCCUUCCCAAGCUCCAUGUGGACAAAGUCACGCCGAUCUAGUCGAUCCACCGUCCAUAUUUAUCAGGACAAGAUGUAGCCGUGUAAACAC